Molecule: messenger RNA, 1446 nt
Organism: Colletotrichum chrysophilum
Lineage: Eukaryota; Fungi; Ascomycota; Sordariomycetes; Glomerellales; Glomerellaceae
Exons: 1
Coding region: 1-1446 (481 amino acids)
Biological process (GO): protein modification process
Cellular component (GO): P-body
Source: RefSeq, a predicted model, not a curated record
AUGCACGUUUAUAUUCAGCCAGCAGCCCCUUGGCUGGGGGAGCACAUAAAGUCUUUCAUCCGAAACCAUGUGCCCGAUGCCAUCUUCAUCGACGACUUUGACGACUUUCCUUCGGACGCUUCAACAGUCUUUCAGUUCUGCGAUGGGUGGGCACUCAACCGCAACUUCGCCGCUCUGAACACUGCUGAAAAGGCUCUGAUCAACGCUUACCCGAACAGCGAUGCGCUUGCUCGGAAGGACUAUCUCGCCAGAGUCGUUGACUUCUGGACGGCCAAGAGACCGGAAAGCAUUCUCAAAAAGUGUGUCCCGUUGACAGUCCGGUUGUCUCUUGACUAUGCCGAAUAUGUUGACGAUGCUUUGACUGCGGCUGACGACCUCACGCUUUUGUCCUCGCUGGAAGACAACGAGGACAAACCAGCCUCAGAGCGUGAGUGGUGGAUCUUGAAACCGGCACUGGUUGACUGCGGUGCUGGUAUUCGACUGUUUAGUACGAUGGAGGAGCUUGCCAGCCAUCUCGAGCUCGCGGAAUACGAGAUUGAUGAAGAUGACGAGAGCGAUCUCAGCUACCAAGCCAUGCUUGAAGCCAAUGGCAAGUCGGAAAAUGACACCACCCGCGACAACUCUGAAGGCUUUUAUCCAACCCUGUCGACGCCUGGGCUCGACACCUUGGACGCACUCGUAACGGCAACUGGAGAGUUGGCCUUGAAGGAGAAUAAGGACAGGAUUCAAAGAGCCCCGAAGCCGCAGUAUGUCUUCAAAGAGGGAGGCAGAAUUCCCUCGGCCCAGAUGCGCGAGUUCGUGGCUCAAAGAUACAUCGUUCACAUCCCGCCAAUGGAGAAGAGAAAAUGGCAUGCUCGAGCCUACGUCCUUGCAAUGGGCCGUCUCAAGGUCUACGUCUUCAAGGAGAUGCUCGCAUUAUUGGCCGGGGAGGACUAUGAGCCCCCUUGGCUGAACCCCAGUCUCAAGUCAUCUCUGACCAACACCGCCCUUCAAGACGAAGAUGUUUUUAUAAACAAGCAAUCGAUGAGAGACUUCUGGUCGGCUCCAGACGACUUGCUGCCUGGUGACUGGAAAGCAAGCGUCUUUGAACAGAUUUGUCACACCUCGGCUGAGCUAUUUCGUGGUGCAGCCCACACCAUGGCGGAUAAGUUCACAACGGUGGAUAAGUGUUUUGAGCUCUUCGCCGUCGAUUUCCUCAUUGACACGGAUGGCACUGCGUGGCUUUUAGAAGUGAACGAGACGCCAGCAUUCUAUGACGUUGGAAUGGCUGGCCCCUUGGCCAUGCGCCUCAUGGAAUCCGUCAUUUACAUCGCCAUGGAGCAUAUGGGCAACGCCAAACUUGAGGAAGAAUGCAAUGCCCUUGCGAAGAAACGAAUGAUUCAAGUUUUGGACGAGACCGACAAGCUGGCUAAGAGCAACAUUACGGAGAUUCUGCCAGAGAUUUAA